AGAAGUAAAACGGAGGAGGCGAAGGAAUCGGCUUGUUUCUGCCCGUCUCCUUCCCGAUCUAUCGAAAUCUGUCCAACUCUCUCUCUCUCUCUCUCUCUCUCUCUCUGCUUCUUCUCUCUAAAAAGGAAGCGAAGCAGAGGUAGGAUGUAUUUUCUUUAACUGCUGCUAUCUUGCUAUUGGAGAUAUUUGUGUUCAUCUGCCCCGUUCUCGACUCCGAUUCCGACUCUCUGUUAUUGCCGCCAUGAACGGGAAGGCCUCCGUUACCAAAGAGCUCAAUGCUAAGCAUAAAAAGAUGUUGGAGGGACUUCUCAAAUUGCCUGAGAACAGAGAAUGUGCCGAUUGUAAGGCCAAAGGUCCACGAUGGGCAAGUGUAAACUUAGGCAUCUUUAUUUGCAUGCAAUGCUCGGGAGUACAUAGAAGCUUGGGGGUUCACAUCUCAAAGGUGAGGUCUGCUACACUAGAUACGUGGCUUCCAGAACAGGUUGCGUUUAUCCAAUCGAUGGGAAAUGAGAAGUCAAAUAGUUAUUGGGAAGCAGAACUUCCUCCAAAUUAUGACAGGGUUGGAAUUGAAAAUUUUAUUCGAGCAAAAUACGAUGACAAAAGAUGGAUACCAAAGGAUGGAACAUCUAAAUCUUCAAAGGCACCUGAGGAAAGAACUUACGAACCCGUGCAGAAGUCUGUGGAUAGAUGUGGGAAUAGGAAUAUCAAUAGUUUGGCGUCCAUGGAGGAGGUUAAAAUGGUUCCACUUCAAACUAUAAAGAAGAGUGUAGCGGUGUCUUCUAAAACUCCUGCUCAAGUAACUAUGGUUUCCACUGAAUCAAAUGCUGAACCAGUCUUACCAAAGGUUGAUGCUCCACAACAUGCAGAGAUGGCUCAUCCACGAGUUGAAACUGCAUCUAAUCAAGUUAAUCCCCAACCCAGUAAAUUGUCUUCACAUGCCAAACCUACCCCACCAGCUGAACUCACAGCACCUCCAAAAGUUGAUUAUGCUACCGAUCUUUUUAAUUUGCUCUCUAUGGACAGUUCAAUGGGAACAAAGUUGGAGUCAUCACAAAAUGACGAUAAUUCUUGGGCAGGAUUCAAGUCUGCAGAGAAAAAUAUUACCACAAAUUCAGUUGGAAAUAACACCCAAUCUGCUGCACUAAUAGAGGAUCCAUUUAAAGAUUCAUUAUCUGUGGCACAAACAGUUGUUCCAGUGAAAUCACAAACUAAUGUGAAGAAUGAUAUAAUGGGUCUAUUUGAGAAGCCCAAUAUGGGUUCUCCCUAUGCUAUCCAUCAGCAGCAGCUGGCAUUCCUUUCCCAGCAACAGGCUCUUCUCAUGGCUGCAACUAAAUCUGGUGUUACAUCUCCAAUGAUUCCAGUGAAUGCCAUUCAACCUGGCAUAAAUCUUUCCAAUGCACAUAGUGGAGGUCUUCCAAGUCAAAGCUGGCCAACUCUUGGUUCCGUUGCUACAGGAAUGGUACCAAUGGUUGGGCAAAAUGGCCUCAACAACUUCGGCCAGACUGGGAACAUUAGACCUAUAUAUCCUGGAAGUUAUGGAUCUUUUUCUACACCCAGCAUGUACUCCAUGAACUACUCAAGUACACCAAUCAAUGGAGUGGCCAUUGGCGGAGCAGCGAGGCUAUCUUCACCUGCUGCACCUUCUGCAACUGGCACUCAAACAGGAAAAGAGUAUGACUUCUCAUCAUUAAUGUCAGGGAUGUUCUCAAAACAAUGAAGCCUCAUGUUCAAGAACACUGGCUGGUGUAACUGUUCGAGGGAAAAUUUUUAUUUGUGGUAGAAUGAAGAUAGUUAGCCGGUUGUUAUGGAGACCAUUUGAUGUUUAUUUGCUGGAUUCAUUUGAUAGAAUGAACUCCAGAAUGAAUAAAGUACUGCCAUUUGUUGGCACCGUUUCUUAUAGCGGUGCUUUUCAUGGAGGGGGUUGGGUAAUCACACCAUUCAGAUGUUAGUGAAAGUGAAGUCCUGGAUAGAGUGCGGAAAGUUAAAUGAAUAAAAUGUCAUUCGCUUAAAUUUAUUGCUUUGUUGAGUUAGGAUAGUCAUGACGUGCCUUCAACUUCAACUGAAAUGAAUGUUUAAUACUAGCUUGGCAACAGGUUGGAUUUAGGUUAUAUUUUAGGUCAGAUUGGCUGGGGUGAGAGUUUUAAGACCUAUUGCAAUAUGAUUUCUGGGACAACUAGGAACGUUUCAGUUUUAUUAGUGUUGGAAAAGCUACAUAGGAAGAGGAAAGUUUCAUUGGAAGAGUUAGUGUUUUGCACCGUAAAGAAAAUGUUCUUACAAUAACGAGGGCAAGGAAGAUUAUAUAUAAAUACUGAUUUCAAACUUUGACUUGACCCAGCAUGUAAUUAUCAAAUUUGAUCAUUAGAGUGAUGAUGAUUCGUGGUGAUUUA
Messenger RNA from Dendrobium catenatum, 2387 nucleotides. RefSeq names its product ADP-ribosylation factor GTPase-activating protein AGD5. The transcript is spliced from 11 exons. Gene Ontology annotation, molecular function: GTPase activator activity. The coding region runs from base 242 to 1717 and encodes 491 amino acids. The record is from RefSeq and is a predicted model, not a curated record. NCBI's taxonomy places the organism in Eukaryota, Viridiplantae, Streptophyta, Magnoliopsida, Asparagales, Orchidaceae.